AUGAAAUACAACUUUCAAAAGAAGAUGCAGUCUCCAAGACUGUCCAUGACUAAGAACAAGACUAUGGAUUCGGAUCGCCGAAGCCUCAUCCUCCAGUCGAUGGAUUCUUUCCUGGGCAUUGACGAAGACGAGCUCUCCUUGGGCGAUCUUCCUCCAGUCAACAAGCCAUCCAUCCGAAAGCCAGGUGCCUUGACAAGAGACGAUCGGUCUACUUCUACCGAGGUGACUGCCUUGGACGAUUCCGUUGCGUCCUUUGACCUCACUGAAAUGGAAAAGGAGGCAACCAUUACCAUCCUUCCAGUCUCUCCCUUUCCUGAAUCUCACCCCGAAGAUAUUGGGGAGGUGCAAGAGGACUGUUUCGAUAGCGAUGAUGACGAAUGGUCCACCAAGUCGUUGGAAAUUUUGGAAUUGCGCAAGUUGAGCCAUCGCAGGUCUGUUUCCAUUCAGUCUGUGGAGAUGGAUGAAAACUGUUUGCGCAUGCCCGAUUUGCGCAAAUCUUCCGUCCCUCCCAUGAGACGGACCUCCAUUUCCGUCCCCGUUGCUCCUAUUCAAGAAACCAAGCAACCUAGUCGUCGAAGCUCGGUAUCCUUCGCGGAAAUGGCCGAAGUAAGCUUUAUCGACAAGCUUGACGCCAAAAACACUGACUUCGAUUCCUUGUAUUGGAACGAAGAGGAGCUGGCUGACUUUCGACACGAAGCCUUCUUGGAAGAGUGUGGCAUUGCAGACGAAGACUUUGAUGAUUAA
Cylindrotheca closterium is the source of this 744-nucleotide messenger RNA. The record is from the annotation of a GenBank genome assembly. Lineage: Eukaryota; Bacillariophyta; Bacillariophyceae; Bacillariales; Bacillariaceae.